Molecule: messenger RNA, 2549 nt
Organism: Tachyglossus aculeatus (Australian echidna)
Lineage: Eukaryota; Metazoa; Chordata; Mammalia; Monotremata; Tachyglossidae
Gene: SLC3A1
Product: solute carrier family 3 member 1
Exons: 10
Coding region: 249-2324 (691 amino acids)
Biological process (GO): amino acid transport; carbohydrate metabolic process
Source: RefSeq, a predicted model, not a curated record
GGCUCCAACACUCCUGAGCUCCUGCACUCCUGGCUCCAGUGCUCUCUGGUUCCCGCACUCCUGGACUCCUGUACCCCGAGCUCCAGUGUUCGCCGACUUGUCUCCAGGGCUCUCUGACUCCCGUGUUUCAGGUUACGGUGCUCUCUGGAUCCUAUACUCCCGCCUUCUGCGCUCCAGUGCUCUCCGGUCUGUGCCCUCCAGCUUCUGCCCUUGGGGCUCCAGCAAGCUCUGGUCAGGGAGCUGGGAGAAUGUCUUCUCUGCCUCGCACAGGUAGCCCAGUCAGCCCGCGCGAAGCAACGGAGGGGCCGGACGUCCCAAGGGGCUCCGUCAAGCUGAGCCCGGGGCCGUGGGGUGAGACCAACAACGGAUUCGUCUCGAACGAGGCUGGGACGGAGCUGGGGGAGCUGUGGGCCCCAGCCCCGGCACCGGUCCCAGCCUGGAAGGGGAUGAGGCCAUACGCGGGGAUGCCCAAGGAGGUCUUGCUGCAGUAUUCGAGCCAGGCUUGCUACCGCGUCCCCCGCAACGUGCUCUUCUGGCUGAUCGUGGUGGCUGUGCUCGUGCUGGUGGCGGCCACCGUGGCCAUCAUCGCCCUUUCCCCCAAGUGUCUGGACUGGUGGCAGGCCGGCCCCAUGUACCAGGUCUACCCCCGCUCCUUCCGAGACAGCGACAAGGACGGGAAUGGGGAUUUCAGAGGCAUUCAGGACAAGCUCGACCACAUUGCGAGUCUGAACGUGAGGACCGUCUGGCUCAAUUCUUUCUACAAGUCAUCGCUGAGAGAUUUCCGAUACGGCGUCGAGGAUUUCCGGGAAGUGGACCCCGUCUUUGGGACGAUGAAGGACUUUGAGAGCCUGGUGGCAGCUAUUCACGACAAAGGUUUGAAGGUCAUUAUGGACUUCAUCCCGAACCACACGAGUGACCGGCACCCCUGGUUCCAGCUCAGCCGGAACCGGACGGGGAAGUACGCGGACUACUACAUUUGGCACAAUUGCACCCUGUUGGACGACGGCACCACCGACCCGCCCAACAACUGGCUGAGCGUGUUCGGGAAUUCCAGCUGGGAGCUGGACAGGGAGCGCGACCAGUGCUACUUCCACCAAUUCCGCAAGGAGCAGCCCGACCUGAACGUCCGCCACCCCGCCGUCCAGGAGGAGAUCAAGGAGAUCAUUCGCUUUUGGCUCGGAAAAGGAGUUGACGGAUUCCAUUUUGACGCUGCCAGGUUCCUGCUGGAAGCGACCCACCUGAGAAACGAGCCUCAAGUCGAUGGGAGCCAGCCCUCGGCCACCGUCACUAACUACGCAGACUUGUAUCAUGACUACACCGCCAACCAAGAGGGGAUGCACGACCUUAUCCGGGCCUUCCGUGAAACGAUGAACCAGUUCAGCAGGGAGCCUGGGCAAUACAGGUUCAUGGGUGUUGAAGCCAAUGGGGAGACAAUUGAUAGCACCAUGAUGUACUACGGUCAACCCUUCAUCCAGGAAGCGGACUUCCCCAUCAACCCUUUCCUCUCCCCCUUUUCAAAUUCUUCUGGGAGAAAUGUGUUGGACACUGUACUUGCCUGGAUGGACAACAUGCCCAAAGGGAAAUGGCCCAACUGGAUGACCGGAGGCCCUGACUUCACCCGGGUGUCCUCUCGCUGGGGGGAGAACUACACCAACGUCUUAAACAUGCUCAUGUUGACGCUUCCCGGGACCCCCAUCACUUACUAUGGGGAAGAAAUCGGCAUGCGUAAUGCGCCGGUGGGCUCUCUGAAGGACACGUACAAUCCGGAGACCAUCGGCUCCAAGGCCCCCAUGCAGUGGAACUCUGAGGACCACGCUGGUUUUACGGAAAGCUCGUGGCCCUGGACACCCGUGAGCGACAACUAUGAGACCGUCAACGUGGAGGUGCAGUCGAAGCAGCCCGGCUCGACGCUGAAGCUGUACCGGGAACUAGGCGCCCUACGGGCCGGCGAGCUGCGGCUGAGCCGAGGUUGGCUGUGUUCCAUCUGGAGUGACCAGAACCUGGUGGUCUACAGUCGCGAGCUGGACGGCCUGGACAGAGUGCUCACCAUGGUGCUCAAUGUGGGAGGGCCAGCCCGGUUGGAUCUGCGGAGCCACAUUUCGGGGGUCCCCGCCAAGGCCAGCAUCCGGCUGGGCACGAACCUCGGUCGUGGGCGCCAGGAGGUGGACACGGCUGUCAUCGACGUGGAAACAGGUGAAGGAUUGAUCCUCGAGUACAAAAUGAAGGUUCCUCUUCACAAAGAGGUGGCCUUCAAAGAUCGCUGCUUCAUUUCUGACAAAGCGUGCUACUCCAGCGCCUUCGAUCUCCUGUACAACUUCUGUUAAGCCAGAGGCGGGUACCGCGCUCCAGGCUCGUGGCAGCCUCCUGCGCACAGGCCUGGCAGAACUCAGGCUUGGCUAGGAUGAAUUCAUUAGCGGGGCUAGGCCUUUCCGGGUUGGAUCCAUGCUGGAAGUUGUGAUUGGUAUAAAACAAGGUGACACUUGUUUUAAAUAAAAAUGCAAGCCAGCCUGGGCCCUGCAGCAUGGCCCAGAUGUUUUGGGCUCUGCGCA